Molecule: messenger RNA, 13241 nt
Organism: Cotesia glomerata
Lineage: Eukaryota; Metazoa; Arthropoda; Insecta; Hymenoptera; Braconidae
Gene: Apoltp
Exons: 14
Coding region: 242-13189 (4315 amino acids)
Biological process (GO): lipid transport
Molecular function (GO): lipid carrier activity
Source: RefSeq, a predicted model, not a curated record
UUACGAUUCUGAGCGGUAGUAGAUGAUCUACGUUAAGCGCAUCGCAUUCUCCCAAUACUCUCUACCACAGCAGGAAGUACUUGUUUAACGGAUAGUGUGUGGACAACAGGCAGACCAGGGAUUUUAGUUAUUCUCCCGAUGAUUUGACUGGACAGAUUAUUCGAGCGUACAAGUCAAUCAGUCGCCCUUAUUAGUUGGCGCAGUUCACUUCUCACUUGAGUCGUGAUACUGAUCACCCGAAAUGGCCAACAGACUUUUCAUCUAUUUACUUCUGAUAUUUUUCGUAUUCAACGUUCCAAUACUCCACUCAGAUGCUGCACACGAGCCUCAAAUUUGUGGCCGGACAAAAUGCAGUGUUGGCAGCGAAGCAAAGUUCAAGUACUCAAAAGGAAUAGUAUAUAAAUACCAGCAUCAAGUCGAUGUGAACAUAAACUUAGGAAAUGGAUCCAGCACCUCAGAGCUGCACAUUGAGUCUACAAUAUCUCUAAAAUUUCUAACCCCCUGCGAAGCAGAGCUGCGAGUGACCAAAACAAGUAUCCGUCAUGCCACGCGAGGAAAAUACGAUGCAGAUUUCCCAGAUCGGUCUGAAGCGGACUUCAAAGAAGCCCUGGAGCACUACAGUCUCCGAUUUGCGUUCGAAGACGGGCAGGUCCGGGAGCUGUGUCCCAAUUCCGAGGACCCGAUUUGGGCGAUAAAUAUCAAGCGAGGGAUUCUGUCAAUGCUUCAAAAUACCAUGAAGAGAUUCGACGUGGACCAUCACACAGACGAGCUGGACGUAAACGGAAUCUGCGACACGCGUUAUCGUCUUCACGAGGCGCGCAAGACUAGUUUGAUUAUCAAGAAGAGCAAAAAUUUGAACGGCUGUAGCAAUAGAGGCAAACAUUUGUCUAUAAUUCAGUCUAAUACUUACGCAAGUCCUCGAACUCACACCCAAACGGCGCUGGUCGACUCUCAGUAUGACUGUGAGAUUGUUUUGGACCACAAUAUUUAUGAAAAAGUGACUUGUCAAGAGUUUCAUCGUCUUCAGCCGCUGUCCAGUGGCGACACUGGAGUGAGGACAGAAAUUCACUCAAGCCUCGUGCUGGUUGAAGAAGUCGAAGCUGAUUUAAACGCCGAGGAUGAAGAGAACGAGUUUGGAAGCAGGGAAGAUGAUGAAGCUAAAGACAGCAAGCCGGCAAAUCCUAAAAUAAUCCCCACGAAUUUAUUGUACGACCACUCAGCGACUGCUUUUUCCAGUCGAACGAUUCACGGAGAGCUUAGAACGACGCGGGAUUUACUGAAGAACAUGUGUCUUCUCGGGUCUAGCAGUCAGCUCGAGCAAGCAUUCUCGGAGUACUUCAGCAAGUUCGUGCAUUCCGCCCGGUUCCUCGAUUAUUUGUCACUCUCUCAGCUGCUGGUCCGCGCGGAAGGAACUUGCGAGGGCGGAAGGAAGCAUGUCCUAGAUGCGCUUCCGUUUAUCGGGACCAGCGCGGCUGUUAAGGUGAUGCGUGACGCAAUGCUGAAGAAAACAAUCACCAAGGAGAGGAGCGAGUCCUGGAUAACCGCAAUAGCUCUGAUUCCAAGACCAGAUGCUUCGACGGUCGCGGCAUUGUUGCCUUUGCUGGAGCUCGGGCGUGAAGACGCGAACGGUCAUUUAAAUCUCGUUUACUCGGCGGUCGUUCGAGCAUUCUGUCUCCACAAUAUCGGAAAUACUGCGAGCCAAAGACAGCAUCCGAGCUUUUUGCACUCCGAUGACUGCUUGAGCAUCGGAGGAACUGGGAUAGAUCGAUUUCUCGAUCACCUGGAAUCCUCCAUUGAGACCGGGUGCGCUCCCCGAGCCCACGAUGACGAAGAAAUAAAACGAACUUUGGAAGCUCUUAAAGCCAUUGGGAACAUGGGACUUGAAAGAGAUGGACUGCUAGAUAAGCUCGAGGUUUGUAUGGAGAACAAAGGAGGAUUUAUCUCUAUGGAGACAAGGAUAGCGGCUAUUGACGCCCAUCGGCGCUUACCUUCUUGCCAGAAAACUCGUGACCGUGUUUUCCUUCCCUACUAUCGGAAUGUCACCCUUGAACCUGAGAUACGAAUUGCCUCUUAUUUACAAGCGAUGCGCUGUCCUGAUUAUAAUGUUGUCAAAACGAUAAAGCAUACUCUCAAAGAGGAGCCUAUCAAUCAGGUUGGAUCAUUUGUCUGGAGCCAUUUGACAAACUUGAUUGCCUCGUCAUCGCCGACGAAAAUUCAGGUCCAAAGUUUGCUCUCCGAUCGGGAUUUGAGCGAUAAGUUCAACAGCGAUGGAAGAAAAUACUCCCGUAAUUACGAGAAAUCAUUUUUCUCCGAAGAAUACAAUGUUGGCGGUACCUUCCAGGCGAACGUUAUAUUUUCAUCUAAAUCAUUCGUACCGAGAACGCUGACAUUUAAUAUAAGUCUUGACUUAUUCGGAGAAUCGGUCAAUGUCAUCGAGGCGACCGUACGAAUGGAGGGUAUGGAGUUCUACAUUGAGAGAUUUUUUGGACCAAAUGGACCGUUUGCCAAUGAAGAAAUAUCCCGGCACAUAAAUACCCUGCUGAGGAGUUUGAGGUCCGCCGGUGAAGCGGAAAAUUAUUGGGAGAGCUUGAAAACUUUGCCAAAUAUUAUAGACAAUAAUUUCAAUGACCCGCGGGUCAGUUUUUCCUACAAAAUAUUCGGCAAUGAGCUGGAGUUUGUGAUGCUGAGGGGCAAGGAAGAAAUAGCCAAAUCGCUGGCCUCUUUUGAUCCUUGGGCGAAGAUUAGAAAUUUAUUGUCUGGUCGGGAAAUCCACUACGAGUACACAGGAAUGUUUUUAGAUGCAAGUUAUAUUGUUCCGAGUACCGCGGGCUUACCGGUCCGCUUGGAUCUAUCAGGAUCUGGAGCUUGUAACUUUAAAUUCUCCGGGCUCUUGGACAGCGAGCGUUUUAUGAAAAAUACUGAAAUGCAACUUGUUGGAAAUUUAUCUCCAAGUGUGAGUAUUGAUGUAACGGGAAAGAUGACUGUAGACGCGUUUUAUAAAAGUGCGUCGAUGAAACUAGUAAGCAAUGUUUACUCCUCGAGCGCCGUGAGAGUCGACCUGGACAUUCAGGGCAUCAAACUCGUCAGGCUAAAUCUCCAAGUACCGAAUCGUAAAUUACAAGUAUUCACAAUACAGAGUAAUAUUCUUCUUGUGAAUGGGAACGGGGCUGAGAUUACGGAAAAUCCGGCGUUGACAUAUAUACAACUUCCCAAUAAAUAUAAAACCAUUGCCAAUUCGAGUUGCAGUUGGCCAGUGGUUGAACAAUUAAUUGGUUUAAAACUUUGUUUCGACUAUCAAUUUCCAAACGUCACAGAUAUUGCCAAUGCGCCAUAUUUCUUUCUGAAUGGUCCUACUUUCCUCCGUACAUCUAUCAUCAAAGCUGAUCCAAGCGCUAAGAGUUAUCUUUUUGAAUACACGUGGAAUGCAACACCAACUGAUAGCGAAUUGAGAUUAGCUUUUGAUACUCCUGGGUCAUUAAUAAACCGUGAAUCCAGCGCGACUGUUAGUUUUGACGCCAAAACACGGAAUGUCAGUGUUUUACUUAAGUCAGCAGGAAAUAGUCUUGUAGCGAAAGGUACUUACAAGCGAACUGAAGAUGAGACGAUGAUCAAUAUUGGUCUGGAUAUUAAUGGAACAAAGCAUUUGGACGGAUACAUUGGAUAUCAAAGAAAGCCGAGUAACCAUGGAUUUACUUACUUACCAAAACUCGACGUAAGAGUAAACGAUGAAAAAAUAGUCGAGCUAUCAGGGUCAGUAAAAAAUAUCCAUAAAAACAACGUGACUCAGUGUGACAUAGAUCUGAAUUUCCAGACUAAGAAAAUAAAAAGCCGAGUACGCGGAUACAUUAUGAAGAGAAACAUAAGUUUGACCGGCAAUGUAAGACUCGAGUACCAGCUGAAGAAUAUGAAUAAAGAAACUCUGCAAAUAGAAAUAGCAAUAACAAACCGCUCGAGCAAAACAUUAACCCACAAAGAAGCUAAUUUGAAGAUACAGUCCAGCGCUUAUCCAGAAUUGAAUGCAAUAAUAGACACGUGGUACCAGCAAGCUCUGGGUCACUUGGAGCUGCAUAUGGAGAUAAACGGAAAGCCGCAUUUGAAAGACGACCGUCAUAAGCUGACGACUCAAUUAGUUUUGACGUAUUCUAAAGCAUACUUUCAGAGUCAAGAAGCUAAAAUGAAUGCAUUUAUUGCCAUCAGCAAACCGAUUCAGAAUAUUGACAUUAAAAUUGGCAUCCAGCGGUUUUCUAUUGGCCCGACUUCUAAAACGUACUUAUUGAUUAGGUACGCUCCGGGAAAAGAAAUAACUCUGGCAGUAAAUUUAGUGAUUCCUCGUGGGUCUAUGUUCGCGAUAGAAGGCCACGCGAAUAUGACAAUCCCGAAUUUAGAUUCGCUUUUAAUUGACGUCCGUAUCACAGAAAAAGCUCGCGGAGAAUACGACCUCGACUUUGCGGGCACUUGGUUCAGCGGACACAAUGCGACAAUUCGCGGUACUUAUGCCGAUAGAUCAGUAAUAACCAGCGAACGCCGCAUCCUAAGCCACAAUCUUAAAUUAAUCUUAAGAUCACCGAGUUUGUCUCAAGACAUUUUAUUUAAUUGCAAAUAUUACCGCGAUCAUGUCGAUACCAAAUUAGACGUUGUGGUAGAAUAUCUAGACGCUGAUAAAUACGCAAUAAAAUAUCAGAACUCAAUUAUAUCUUUGACGCGAUUCUUGACCUACGCCGAGGCGAGAUUUAAGAAUAAUGUUUACGCUGUCACGGCAAAUAUAGACGUAGAAAGAGAAGUCAGACUGGAGUUACAUCUUGACAAUUGGAGAGAUGUUCAUCUGAUCGCGACGGCUAUAAAUCAAGAUACGAGCAAGGAAUUUGGUUUUGAACUAAAGUGGGACGCCAACCGAGAUCCAGCGAUGAAAUUUACUACUCUCCUUCAAUUCAAUAAAUUUUAUCAAGAUCAUCUGACGCUGUCGCGCAAUCUAACUGGUACAGCUAUGAUUUCUUACCCCGGAAGACUAUUUACUGGCUCUUGUUUCCUCGGCGUUCUCCAGGGACACAAUUACGUCCUAGAUGCUUACAUAGACUGGGACCCGACCAAGAGCAUAAGAAUUACCAUCGACGCGGACUACGACCCGAAAAACUGGAAGAAUUACUUCAAAUUUGACAGCCAAAUGCUGACGCCUUACGAACAAUGGAAGAAGACUUCAUUGAACGCGAGGUACCACUGGACGGGUCAGGAAUUUAAAGCAGACUGCGGGAUUAAUUGGCAAGACAAUCAGCGGUUCUUAAUUCAAAUUUACUCUAGCUCUCAGGAAACUAAAAAUGUUAUCGAGUGGAAAGCUGACUGCGGAUUAACGAGUACUGUUCACUCAAUUGGCUGGAUAACAACUAACUUAACGCAUAAAAUAAUUCAUGACUCCAGCACCACCACUUUCGACUCUCAUUUCCUCGUAAAUUACAGCCCGGACAAAGUUAUAGACUUGAGGAGUCUCUGGCAUUUAAAUGAAGCUGUGAAUCCUGAGGACAAUGUCACUCUCGCUGGAAAUUUAAGAUUCGUUUCGCCCUUUGAUAAUUACGAGUCAGGAGAUAUCAAGUGCCAGAUGAGGAUGAUGUCCAAUUGGAAGUUUGACGGGUACUCGAGUAUUGAAAUAGACACAAGAAGGUACACCGGAGUCUUGCAGGGCGAUCUGACGCGCAUAAAAGAGUCUAUGGUGCAAUUCAACAUCACAACUCCGCUGGAAAAGUACUCGUUUGUCCGAGGAAGGUUCGGGUUGUCGGAGCGCAAUAAGCAUGUUGUUGCUGAGCUGGUCUUGCCCUCGGGCCCGAUUGGAGUCGAGGCGCUUUGUCAGCUUUUUACGGCGACCAGUUAUGACUUUAAUGUCAUGCUUCGCUUGUCUACUCCAAUUGAAGCGCUGCAGAAAUUUAUGUUAAUCACCAAACUGGCUAAAACAGAAGCUGACUUUAGGAUUGGGUAUAAUAAUAUCACUGCGGGAUUUACUGCCGUCUGGCACUACAACAAUCUUACUGAUUUCCACUACAGCUAUGUCCUUUUUACCCCGAUUCACGGACUUCACGAAAGCGGUGUUGUGGCUAAGUUAAUUUUAACUGAUAAAAGCGAUGAAGCAAAUCGCUUUUCUGGAGCUCUGGACACUGAAUUUUCUAUUAGGAUUGUCGAAACUAAAUUCGGGGUUCAAAUUAACGCCGGACCUAAAUUUUCUCCGCUUCAAAUGCUCUCCGAGGAAGAAAGACUCAUUGAAUUGAGCUUUGAGCCGGAAGAUGAUGACUUUAGUUGGCGAGGUGAUGUCGAGAUAAACGCUGCAAUAGUUGAACCGAUAAUCGGUUCCCUGGAUUUAGACAAGCAAGGACGGAUGUAUCAAGUCGCCGGAGUACUUCGUAUUCCUCAGGGCGCGAUUACUCUGAAGGAUAGAUUCGUGAUGGAGGACUUUUUCGAUAUGAAGAAUACGCUCGAAAUAAAAACACCGUUCACCAGGGCAUCGGAAGUAAAUUCUCAGUACGUAUUCAAAGUAGACAUGGAGAACUCGGUCUACUUGCUGGAUAUGAAUUUGCGGGUCAAUAAAAAUGACUCGACGACGUGGAUUGAAACUGGUCUUCGGGGAAAUUAUUCAUACAUGGAGCACGACGAGGACGACUCUAAGAUCCACAAGUUACAUAUAAUAUUCAAUACUCCGACGAUAUUUAUUGGGUAUGUAGACGCUCAGGGGACACUUGAGCUCGACGAAAGUACUUAUAAAACUAGUAUUGCUGUUAAAACGAAUGAGAGUAAAGCAGAAUUCGCGGGAUCUCUGGAGUUGGAGGAGGCCUUUUUCGAGGGCUCUCUGACCACCAGCAUCGAUUCGCCCUAUUUUAGCAUUCCCAAGGUGAAGAUAGAUCUUAAAAAGGACUUUUUCGAAGCGGAAAAACGUUUAGAGUGCAGCAUUGAAAUGGAUAACGACAAAGAAAAUCGGUGUCAAUUACGCUUGCAGUGGAACAUUAAAUCCGAAGACAAUGUUAAAUUAUUUGUCGGAGUUAAAACGUGGAUAGUACCUCUGGAAAAUAUUGAAUUCGACGUAAACUAUGACAAUAAUUUAUCACGUGAUAAAACUUUGGCCGUGCAGUCGAAAUUAAAAUAUCUUGAAAGUGAGUAUAAAUUAUCGGGCGCUUUGCGUUCUAACGGCACAAUCGAUAUUGACUUCGAAGGACCUCAAGACUCUCGGGGUUUCGACUGUCGAUUUGACGGUCUGCUUGACUCAGAUAAUAAACUUACCGGAAAAUUGAUAAAUUUAGGUACAUCUAAAAUUUAUAACGUCGAGGGUUUAUUCAACGUCGCUAGAAAAGACCCGGAGACUUCUAAAUUAGAUGCCCGGAUAACUCUAACUCCGGAAAACGAACAAGAACAAGAAGAACCUCAUACCAUAAAUUUUGUCCUUACUCGCGAAAAGUACGGACUGGAUUUAAAAGUCGCAAGUGAGUCUACAAACGGCAGUGCAUCACUCAGCUACAUCAAUCCGCUGAAUUGGGACGUAAGUCUCCAAGCAGAUUCUUCAACCAAGGAAUCAGAGGUUAAAAAAUACCAAUUAAAUGCAUUUACAAGCGUUCAAGUUAAUGGAAACACCAGUGUCUACAUCAAUGUUCUCACCCCGUGGUCAGAAUUAGAAAACUUUGAGCUUGAGGGCAACCUCCUGCUUACAAAUCACAGCGGGGACAUGAGAAUAAAGCACGAUCUCAAUGAAAAUAAUGGACACCUGAAUCUAGCCUGGAAACUUCUCUACAUGAGCGACAUGUUUUUGAAAUUGAGCGGCGGAAGGAAUGACAAGGAUGUUGAUGUUCAUUUGUUCUUUGUAAAUCCCCAACGCGCUUUCCGAAAUGUCAAUGUGGGAUUCGACAUUGCGGUUGAGAAAGAACUGUGGAGAUGCGCCGCGAAUACCAGCGUGGGGUACCGCGAUAAUGACAACAUCGACGUGGUUAUCGCGGUUCGACUUCCACCGCCCAAUAAUGAUGAUCAUCGGGUUUUAGUUAGUUAUCACGCGAAGGGAGGCAUUCAGGACGCGACUUACGUCGUGGGAUAUAAUGCCGCCAAGGCGAAGAUUAAUUACGUUUCAGACGGCUCAAUUCGCAUGGCGGAAAAAAAUCUAGACGCCCACGUUCGAUUUGCUUGGGAUGAUUUACCGAGCAGUGCUAUUAAUAAUCUUUUGAAUGUUACUUUCGAUCAAAAGCGGAUCGGGCUGAAGUACUCUCUGUACACCCCUCAGGCUAGGAAUGGAGAAACAGCUAUUAUUUUAUUCAACUACGACGGGCAGAAAGUCGAGGAAAGUAUUAUAGACACUGAAAUUUAUUAUCCAGCUCGGCGACGCAUGGGUACUGCACACAUUUCUUACUCUAGUUUAUCGAAUAUCAAUGGUACUUUAAAUGUAACGACACCGAUGCCCCGUUUCUCUUAUGCAGCUUGCAAUUUUAUUGUACUUACAACGUUAAAACAAACCAAAAGAUUUGUCCAAGUAUUUUGGGGAAAUGAAAGCGCAUUGUUCAACUCAGACUAUUCUUACCACAGCGAAAGAUUAGAUUCAAAUCUAGAAGGAAUAGUCCAACUAGAAGUACCCCUUAGUACCCGUCAUAUCGCGGAUCUAAAUUACGGCUACAAAAAACGUCCGCAAGUGACAACGGGUCACGCGGACUUAAUUUACAACAAAGAAAAAAUAGUCAUAGCUCGUUACAAUUCGAAAGGAGAGUCACGUGCGGGCUUUGAGAAAGACAGCAUCCAAAUAACUCUUGAGAAUUCUUAUCAACCACUCGGUAUUACGUACGUCAAUCAAUACACGUACAGCGCGGGUAACGCCGGAACAAAUUACCCGACAGUAGAAUGGAGACGUGUCAAUGUCUACCGCCUCGACAAUAGCACAGCUUUCAAUAUCGCGGGAGAAUCUAAAGUUAAAACAUUCCACGAGGGCCAGGAAAUGCAAUUCAAAGCCGAACAUUUAAAUCGCACUGUCAAUCUUAUAACAGACUACCGCGUAUUACCGGGCGAAUUCGAUCAUAACUGUCGCAUAGAACUAGCUGAAGAUGCCUGGGCAGCCUAUAAAUUAAAUAUCAUCAAUAAGACAACUGAAGAAGUCGACAAUCAAUUUAUAAUCAUAAACAUUUCUUAUCCCUGGAGGAAUAUCAGCUUGGACGGAUUUUACUGGAUAGCAGCCGGAGAAUUAAACUCCGAAGCAAAGCUUCAUUGGAACAAAACCGCUAGCAAUUACGCAGAGGAGGAGUCUAGUUACAUGUAUGACGAGGAAGAAUUACUUCAGAGUAGCUUAAGAGAGCGCACAAUUGGAGUUGCAUUCUUGUGGAAAAACGUCACCGACAGCGACGAUCACGGAGAUAGGCAGAUGGCUGUUUUUAGUUUGAAGCAUCCUGGGUUCAGUAAAGACGCAACAGUAACAGGCUAUUUAAGCAGAAGAGAUAAGACAACUGUGCUAAACGCCAGCCUCGUUGUAGAUUACUCCGAUAAUCCCGACAAACUCGUGAAGCUCUUCACUGUUAUCAAUAACGAGACACGUGAGCCCGAUGAAUUUCGGUGGAGUUACGUAAUCAGCGGGAAGCAUCCGCAAACAAGGCUAGAUCUUGAUAUUCACGGGUACAUUCACAAAAAUUCAAGCUACUUUGUACAAACGGACCACAAUGCUAAAUUCCGACGCAGUUAUCUUCCAGAGGAAACAGGCAAGCUCUACUCGAGAUUCGAUCCCGAUAAUUACCAAGUGGAGUAUCAUAGAGAGAGCACCGACCUUACUAAGCACCUAGAUCUGGCUUACUACCCGCUGGACAAAGAGUAUGUCAUCAACGGCAGCAUAAUUGACUCUCCGAAAGAUUUAAACGCCUCCGGAGCACUUUACUUGAAUAUUCCAGAAAAACUGACCUGGCUGAUGGUCAAUUACACGCCUGACUCAACCAAAAGCCUCCGAAUGUACGGAAACAUUCCAGACGCCCGCAAUGGAGUUUUCAAUAUCUGGAGAACGUAUGAGCGUGAUCUAGUGAUUUCAGAUGUUGCUUUUUAUUUGUGCUUGAACCAUUCAAGGCUGGUCACUUCUACUCUCAAGUGGCGGCCUGAAUUGAGGAGCGACUUGACUAACUUUGUAAAAACUACUUUUUCCGAUUUUUACAAUGAUGUUAAUAAAGACUUAGAUUACUGGAAGCACUACGUAAGGAGUGAGAUUGUCAGCACCACAUCAGACAUUUGGGAAAAUGCUCAAGAGGAUUUGCAGAUGUUGGUUGAAGAUUGGAAUAAUUUAAAAGAGCUUGAUGAGGACUUAAAUAGGCUCAAGGUUUAUUUAAAUGACUCUUACAAUAAUAACGAUUUUUAUAUGAAGGAUUUGAUGGCUGUUGGAGCUUAUGUUAUUGAUGAACUAGCUCUGAGGAGCCACAUCGACUCGCUUCCGAAUAUUUUGAACGAAAUUUGGGAAAUCAUGGGCGAGUCUGGACGAGCUAUUCGCAAUUCCCUUAUCUGGGUGAUUGAAGCGGUCAAAAAUGGGUACAAAAAAUUAACAGAGAUUGUAAGUGCGAUUCUAAAAGGAGAAUCUAUCACGCAGAUUGCUAAUAUUAUUGAAAAAAUUGUGGAAAAGUAUGAUAAAUUUAUCAAAGACUUGCACGUGUCGUUUAUCAAGUACAUGGAGAAUUUGUGGAACAAGAUGUCUUUUGCGAUAACUCAGCAGUGGGAUAAAGUAUUGAAGAUGAUAGAGCCGAUGUUUUUGAGAGUUCUGCACUACAUUGAAGACGUUUUGUGGAAAGCUAGCAAAGAAGUCGUGGACUUUUUGUACGACCGUAGGAAUGAGUUGAUAAAAUCCCCUUACUUUGAUCGGUUCACUAACUUUACUCAGGACGUCGACAAACUGUACCGCGACAUAAAAGCCAAUGAUAUUAUAACAAACAUACGCAAGUACUCGGCGAUUGUAAUAAAUUUUAUACGUGAGCGGUACUUUACUAUGGUGCCUUUUGGGAAUGAGCUUAAAGAUCUGGUCGAAGAAAUAGCAGCUGAAAUAGCGGAGCUUAGGAAGCUUCCGAGUAUAAACUUUGCGUUAGAAAAAAUUCAUUAUAUUUACGACAGAGUGAGCUAUUUUUAUCAGUACUUUGGAAUUCAGAGUAAAAUAGAAAACGCGAUUAAGAUAAUUCAUUCAAAAUUGAUGGACAUAAGUCAAACUGCCCUUCAAGCUGAAAGUAAAUACCGCGAAGCUAAAACUAAGUUUAUUUUUGAUCCCAAUGAUGGGUUGAUGUGCUUGGAGCAAAAGUUGCCGAUGUCUUGGCACGCGUUCAAUCAAACUCCGGAGUUUCAGGAGAUUCCUGAGUACCGCGCGUUGGUGGAUGUUCAAAAUUACUUCACUGCUUCUAAUACGACUUUCUGGACGCUUUAUUAUCGCUACAAGCCUUACAGUGAUCCUUACAAUUGGCUGCCACCGUUCAAAGCUCAAGCGAUGAUUGUUGGGCGCCAGCAUUUCGUCACUUUUGAUGGGAGACAUUAUGACUUUGCUGGGACAGAAACUUAUCUGCUGGCUCAUGAUUUUAUAGACAACCAAUUCGCUGUUUUUAUUUCUUAUUCGCCAAAUGAAAGUAAUUCUUCGGUAAUUGAUCACAAAAUUAUAGUGACAAUUGGAGAGCAGAGUCUGCUCGUGGAUCUUUUUAACGACAGCAUUAAAUUCGCGGAUUCAAAUGCGGUUUUGAGAUUGCCAGCAGAGCUGAAGAAUUCCACGGGGUUCGUUUAUCAAGAAGAGAGCAUUGUAACAAUUGAACUGAAGAACAAUCAGUUUAAACUCAAGUGUAACUUCAAGUAUGACGUCUGUGUGAUCCAAUUAUCCGGUUGGUUCUUUGGAAAAACUGCUGGGUUGCUCGGAACGAUGAACAACGAACGCUGGGAUGAUACCAUAGGAUCUGAUGGUAGAGUUACUGAAGAUAUUACCAGCUUCGCUGGUAGUUGGUCAGUUUCUCAAGCUGGGUUAGUAAAGACGACUUCUAACCUGGCUCACGUCGGCUACAGCAAAUCAGAGUCUUUUGAUCUUUGUUUAAAUUUGUUCGGGAACCAAAGUUCCGAGUUUAACGACUGCUUUAUGGUCGUUGAGCCGCAAUAUUAUACCGAAGCCUGUUUGAAUACCAGAUCAAUGUCCGAAGUAUGUACACUCGCUAUUUCAUAUAUGCAAAUUUGUGGCUUCUACGAUACGUAUCUGAGAAUACCGGACAAAUGUACUACUUGCACAAUGACCAACGGCUCCAGUGUACUGGAAGGAGAGUUCCGUAAACUGGAAAAUUCAAAUGUUCCCAAUUCUACGGACGUUGUGUUCAUUGUCGAGGCUAAAUUAUGCAAUGAAAAUAUCAGGGAAAACCGGAGUAUUGAUCUUCUUGUUACGCAACUUGAUAAAGAGUUGACGGAAAAUAAUUUUAAAGACAAUAGAUGGUCUUUGGUGGUGUUUGGUGGGGAUGGUGUUUAUGAUACUCCGAAAAGUCACACGCUGGAUAGUAGAAUAUUUUCCGAUGAUGUCAAUAGAUUUGUUAAUUACUUUGAUAAUAUCAAAGUCGGGGACGGCAAUCAGGAUGUCUUUUCAGCGAUUGGGUUCGCUUCUCAAUUAGUAUUUAGAGCUGGAGUUUCCAAAACGUUUAUAUUGAUGCCGUGUUCUCACUGCGAGUCGCUAAAUCAAACGCUUGAUUAUUCAGUACUGCACCAAGUUUUGCUGGAACACGACAUUACGCUUCACAUCCUCAUGGACGGGGACUUUAAUUUCAAGAAGCAGAGAUUGAAUAAAAUAUUCUACGGGCUAGACGCUACAAAAUCUUACACUAAAAAAGAUGCCAAGGUCUUGGUGGGAGAUGUGGAUCUGAGAAGACAAGUUAAAUUGCCAAAAAGUGCUCUAGGAUACUGCACCCCUUUGUCGCUUGAGACCAAUGGCACAAUUUUCAGCGGAAAUAAACUUCAGCUGGAUAAGCCGUCGUCAAUUAAAAAAUUCGCGAAUGUAUUCGCGAAAAGAGUCGCCUUGACAGCGCAAUCUAGUCCUUGUCAGCACUGCGAGUGCACGGCUGAUAAUGACGGAGUUACUCGCAUGGAGUGCAUGCCUUGUGCCUAUCCUAUGCCUGCUGCGGUCGAUUACGUCAGUGAAACAUUCAACGAAGACGAUACAUACUCACUGCUUCAACCGCUGGAAGCAGAUUACGCUCAACUGGAUGGUGAGGAUGAUUAAAAUAACUUGUAGAACUAAAGAGAAUGUUAAUUAAAAAUAAUAUCACGUUAAA